AUGCAAAUCUGUUCCCCUCAAGUAACCGCUGUCUCUGAAAAACACCCUGAAAGACGGAUUAAAAGAGCAGAUAAACAACAUAAAGCCAACGAACAUAGAGGAAAAAGACAACGUAACAUAACUAUGGCGGAUAACAUCGGUUCUGGCGAAAAGGAGAAGUCCUUCUAUUUGAUCCAAAUUAGUUAUCUGGAUGAGAAGUUGGAGAGAUACCAGCUUAAAAGUGAAGAGCUGGAGAAACAGAACAAGGACCUCACCUCUCGGUACAACGCCCUGCAGAAGGACAAAAAAGACAUCACUGAGUCCCUGAAACGCUCCCUGGUUCCAAGAGAAAGGAAGGUGGAGGAGCUGAGCGAGCAGCUGGAGGGCCAACAGCUGGCGGCUGAGCAGGACAGAGAGGCCCUGAAGCUGCAGCACUGCCAGCAGAUUCAGGAGCUACAGGAGCGGAUCGAUGGACUUAACUCAGUGUCCACGAUGCAGGGGGAGCAGAGGGCACAGCUGAUGCAACAGCUGUCUGGCCUGGAGUCUUUGGAGGAGCAGGUGGUCAGUCAGAAGGAGGAGCACGAAGCUGCCAUCAGCAACCUGAGGAUGGCAGCGAAGUUGGAGAGGGAAAACAUGAUGGAGGAGAUGCAGAAGACAGUGGAAGAUACUGUUAAGACAAAGACCUUAACCAUUCUUCAGAAGGAGAGGGCUCAGCACAGCCGGCGGUUGAUGCAGAUCCAGUUCCUGCUCAAUUAUAACACGCUCAUCCAGAAGGACACUGAUGCCAUACGAGCCGGAGAGAGUGAUCUUUGCACUAAGAGGGACAAUGUGAAGGAAGAAUUGAGAAAGACUGGGCUGGAGAUAUCUACCCACAAGAAGGAGAUGAAGAAGCAGAAGAGGAAGUGCCAGAAGCUGGAGGUGAAGCUAAACGACCAAAGCAUCACCCACAAGCACAUGCUGGACAAGGAAAUGGAACUCAGAAAGGCCCUGGUCUCAGUGUCGGAGGAGUGCCGUCAAAAAUCAGAAGAAGCCAGUCAGCUGGGGCCCGAGCUACAGGUGGAGAGGAGCAGGAGGAGGAAGCUGGAGGCCGUCAUGUCGGAAGCAGUCAUCAUUCUCAAACACAUCAUGGAGGAGGACGCAGAGGAAGGGCCCGACACAGAGUGGAAGACGGAGAGGCUGCUGCAUAUCCUGGAGAGUACCCCCCCCCAGGGAACAGAGUCCACUGAGAAGACCUGUCAAGGACAAAAACCGCAGAAACCCAAAAUCAGCCAGGUACCGGAAUCUCCGUCCUCUGGACCAAGUCUGUUAGUUUUAUGACUUGUGAUGACAUUUGUAUGAACACUGUUUAUAAAAACCUAGAGCACGCUGCGACCUAACUGCUCAGCACCAAAUGGAAGACAAAGUUAGCAACAAUCUUUGUAUAAAUUCUGUGGGUCUGUCCGUCCCUCAGGAACCUCUGCAGUAAGAAGACAUCCAGCUCUGUCGAUAUAUCUCCUCCUGAUGUGAUUAAAACAAAGAAAAUCUGAAAAUGUUCACCAAAAAAUGUGCCACCAGAGAAAAGCUCAAGUACAAAUGUUGUCUACAGACUUUGCUGUCUAUAUUACAGUGUGAGCAUAUAGAAGAUUUAUACAUACUGUAUAUAACCAUGUGAAAUCCAAGCAAGUAGCUGCCUUCUUGUAAUUUAACAAAAAUGUUACUGAUGAAAAAAGACAAUGACAGCUAGCUAACCUACUGUAGCCUCACACUGGCUAACAACAAUAGCAUAUCACUGACAUUCUGAAUGUGAGUUUAUUACUAUAAACCUCCAGGGUGGUGGAAAGUAACUGAAGUACUCAGUGGUACUGUUUGAUACAGUGUAGAGACAGCAGCUCCCUCCCUCCCCCAUACUGACCUCUCCUGUCCGCCAGUGGAGCCAGUCCUCAGCGUGUUCCCGCCCCCACCUGCAUGUCAUUACCUCAGUCAUCCACGGGCUAGCAAGUUUUUUCAAACUGGGGUCCGGGGACCAACAAGGGCCCUUGA
Messenger RNA from Morone saxatilis (striped sea-bass), 1998 nucleotides. Its product is annotated as cilia- and flagella-associated protein 157-like. Lineage: Eukaryota; Metazoa; Chordata; Actinopteri; Moronidae. Gene Ontology annotation, molecular function: microtubule binding. The record is from RefSeq and is a predicted model, not a curated record. The coding region runs from base 1 to 1296 and encodes 431 amino acids. Gene Ontology annotation, cellular component: cilium; ciliary basal body. The transcript is spliced from 8 exons.